ACUGCGCAGAAACGUGCGCUGACGAAGAAUAUGGAAACCGAGCAAAAUAAUCGGCACUGCUUCAAAAUAACUUCUCAAGGGCCGUGAUCGGUCGCCUAUCGAUAUUAAGCUGUAUAAAGUACGAUGGACUCAAUGAAUACGCGCGAAUCUCGUAUGAGAAUAGCAAAGAAAAUUUUAAAAAUAAAUAAAGAACUUAAAGAAAGAAAUAAAGUAUCAGUGGAUGAGCAAAAAAGACAAUUACAUCUUGAUCGUAACUUCAUAACAAAACUUCAGAAUGACAAAAGAAGACUUCAGGCAGAGCUACGACAUAUGUGUUCUAAGAUUGUGAUGCUGGAUGACGAAAUCAUAGCAGCUCUAAGUCCCUAAUAAAAUUAUAAGGUGAAAAUCAUUUCUUGGAAGUAAAAUUAAUUCCUAACGAUAACUUGUUUGAAGAGACAGUUCAGUGGUUAUAUACACUUGUUAACUUUCCACAAUUGGCUCGAUUGGCGAAAUUUGAAUUCUCACUAUUAUUGGCGUUUUCGCUAUCUUAAAGACGUAUUGAGAUAUUGACUUCGACCAAAAUUUAUUUGAAUAAAAUUAUUACGAAGAAGUUUUAAGUACAUGAAUUCAGUAAGCUGUUUUCUUUAUAAACAAAAACUCAUAAAUAAAUGAGACGAUUAGACAUUUAAAAUACUAUAAAGCUGAACAAUAACAGUUUCAUUUGAGAAUUAAGUCGAUAUUGACUAGACUUUAUUGUUCACAACUAAAUAAGACUUUAAAGAAUGACAUAUUGUUUGAAAAAACAGGAAUUUUAGUAUUAAUUAUUAAGAAUCGUAGGGUUAUGUUUCUCUUCAAGGAACCAUUUUUCUAAAGCACUUAAAAAUGUUUUCUUUCAAUGGAAUGGUUUAACUGAAAGCCAUUCCUAAAGUAAACUUUCCCAUAUGUUGCUCCGAAUCGGUGUAACCUAAUUAUUGUAUUAAACUACAGAUGAUUUUCGUCCUUGGAGAAGGUUCUCGCUAGAUCAUAUUGAUUCUUCUACUUUUAGUCAUUCUUUUGUUCCUUUAGCUUCCUGUUGGAAGGGGUUAAAAUCCGUUCUUUUGUUCCAAACCUAAUCAGUUGUAUAUUAUCAUAUUUAUCUAGAUACUAUUUCCGUAAGAGAGGUAUUAGAUUUAGAACGUUAUUUCCUCUAGCUUAAGGGUGAUACAAAUUCAAAGUUAUAAUAAAUCUUUGGAGACUGCGCAGUACCAACAAACAGAAAAUCACCAGAAUGGAUCAAAUUUCUUCUUUUU
Molecule: messenger RNA, 1268 nt
Organism: Chelonus insularis
Lineage: Eukaryota; Metazoa; Arthropoda; Insecta; Hymenoptera; Braconidae
Exons: 2
Coding region: 124-366 (80 amino acids)
Source: RefSeq, marked validated